Rhodamnia argentea is the source of this 912-nucleotide messenger RNA. Its product is annotated as PSME3-interacting protein. The record is from RefSeq and is a predicted model, not a curated record. Lineage: Eukaryota; Viridiplantae; Streptophyta; Magnoliopsida; Myrtales; Myrtaceae. Gene Ontology annotation, cellular component: nucleus. The transcript is spliced from 8 exons. The coding region runs from base 112 to 786 and encodes 224 amino acids.
AAUAACUAUCAGUCAUCAUCACUAGCUGCGCGCCCCUGCUGAUCCCAAGUUUUCCAAGGGUCAUUUGCCGCGUCUUUCGAUUCGCACCUGCGACGGCAACGAACUGAAUUCAUGGAAGAUGAGUCCGCACGACCUGUUAGGUUGAUGAACUUCGUCUCGGAGGAGCAGUUGGAAGAAUCGAAGAAAUCGAGGGGCGAGAGGGUUGAGGAUGGCACUGCCCAGAGAGAUAGACCGCUCUAUGAGAUUUUGAAAGAGAACAAAGACAAGCGAGAUGCAGAAUUCAACGAGCGCUUCAAGCAUAGACCACCCAAAGCUUUGGAUGAAGAUGAAACCGAAUUUCUUGAUAAAUUAGAGAUGUCGACGAGGGAAUAUGAGAGGCAGAUGGCAGAUGAGGAAGCUCAACAACUACGAAGUUUCCAGCUCAUCUCUCCACCAAGAGAUCUUCUGAACUUUCUGUUGGCUGCUGUGGCCGCACAAUCUAAUGUUGUGCAUGAGCUUAAAGAACCACCGACUCUUCCUGUGGAAGACAAAACAGUUGGAAGGAAAAAUCCACCAGCUCGCCCAUUGGGUGUCCUGAUAAAAGUCAAACCACCAGCAAAGAAAGCAAAGAUUGAUCCUCAGGGUUCUGAAGAGUAUUCAGACACUAGGAAAACCUCCGGUGACAAUGGUGGAAAAACUUCAGACCUUGUAAAAACAUCCGGCAGUGAUGGUACUAAUGAGACCCAUGACCUCCCUAUAUCUUGUCUUGUUUCAUAUAGUGAUGAAAGCGAAGAAGAAACAGACUAGCUGACAAAACCAAAGGAAGUGAAGAAAAGAUUUGGUUUCAUCUCUUAUAGGUCUAAUGAGCAGUUUUGUCCCAACUUGUGUGGACAAUCUUUUUGGAUGAUAUUUAUGAUAAGGUCUCUGGCAACA